AUGGUUUCUUCUUCCGACACAGGAGUAUCGGACACAGUGGACCCCAUGGCAGUUGUGUCAGACGAUGAGAUACCAUCAGAGGGAGACGUAUACACAUCAGACACCACGAGUACAGAUGACGACGAUUUUCAGCCCUUCGCGCGGCCAAACAUCGGAGUUGAGAUACAGCCUGCUGAUGGCAUUCCUGCUGGGGAUCUACCUCUUGCGGUGAUCCCUGCUCCCGUUCCGCUUGCUGCUUUCCCCAUGGUGGAUGUGCCACACGAUGUCGUAUCUGAUGACGACAUUGAUCUGUUCGAGGAGGGUCCGCCUGAGGACGAUUAUGAGGGCGGGGCCCCGAUCGAUGUUGAUGCUAUCCUUCCUAUUGCUGAGGCCCCUGUAGAGGAGCUUCCUCUUGGUUCACCGGUCCCAGACUCAUUGGAGUCUGUGGCAUCUGCAUCUCUACACGACCAGGGUGUGCAACAUCACUCUCCUGACGCCGACCCCGACCUGGCGAUGUCAGCUGCACUUGGUCCGUCACACGAGUUCGAGUUUGACCAUGAGGUCGAUGAUGAUUUUGAUCCAGUUUUUCCCCCUGACUUCGAUCCUGACCAGGAGAUCGAGUUUAUCCAUAUGGACCAGCCCUUAGAGGCGCCCGCGGCCCCUAUUGAUCCGUUGUUUGACAUCCCUGCUGAUUUUGACAUGGACCUUGUUGACCCUGAGCCUGUCAUGGCCCCAGAGCCCGUUGUCGCUCCGGAUCCUGCACCAGAGCACGACCCUGUUCUUGAUGAUGCACCAGCUCUUGCACCACCCAUUGCGGACCUUCCCGUUGUUGCUCCACCAGUGGUGGAUGAUCCUGUUGUUGUGCACCUUUACCCGAUCCCGUGCCGGCAUUGGUUGAUCGUGCACCUUUCGCCGCUCACAUAG
Molecule: messenger RNA, 903 nt
Organism: Helianthus annuus (common sunflower)
Lineage: Eukaryota; Viridiplantae; Streptophyta; Magnoliopsida; Asterales; Asteraceae
Product: calphotin-like
Exons: 1
Coding region: 1-903 (300 amino acids)
Source: RefSeq, a predicted model, not a curated record